Molecule: messenger RNA, 1263 nt
Organism: Lodderomyces pseudojiufengensis
Lineage: Eukaryota; Fungi; Ascomycota; Pichiomycetes; Serinales; Debaryomycetaceae
Gene: XOG1
Product: glucan 1,3-beta-glucosidase
Exons: 1
Coding region: 1-1263 (420 amino acids)
Biological process (GO): glucan catabolic process
Cellular component (GO): extracellular region; cell surface
Molecular function (GO): glucan exo-1,3-beta-glucosidase activity
Source: RefSeq, a predicted model, not a curated record
AUGAAAUUCUUAAUUCUUUUAUCAACAUUUAUAAUAUCGAUAAAUUCAUUAAUAAUAACGGAAAAAUCUAAAAGAUUCGAUGCAUGGGAUUAUCAAAAUGAUAUAGUAAGAGGAGUAAACUUAGGUGGUUGGUUUGUAUUAGAACCAUAUAUUAAACCAUCAUUAUUUGGAACUUGGUUAUUUCCUCAAAAUACUCCUGUAGAUGAAUAUCAUUUUACAAAACAAUUAGGUAAAACUGCUGCUUUACAAGUUUUAAAACAACAUUGGGCAAGUUGGUAUACAGAAGCUGAUUUUGAACAAAUGAGUUAUUUAGGAUUAAAUGUUGUUCGUAUUCCUAUUGGUUAUUGGGCUUUUCAAUUAUUAGAUAAUGAUCCUUAUGUUCAAGGACAAGUUGAAUAUUUAGAUAAAGCUUUACAAUGGUCAAGAAAUCAUAAUAUAAAAGUUUGGAUUGAUUUACAUGGUGCUCCAGGUUCACAAAAUGGUUUUGAUAAUUCUGGUUUAAGAGAUACAUUAGAUUGGCAAAAGGGUAAUAAUGUACAAAUUACUUUAAAUGUUUUACAAAAAAUUUUUGAAAAAUAUGGUUCAUCAAAUUAUCAAGAUGUUGUUAUUGGAAUUGAAUUAUUAAAUGAACCUUUAGGACCUGCUUUAAAUUUAGAUCAAAUUAAAGAUUUUUAUAAUAAAGGUUAUUCAAAUUUAAGACAAACUGGUUCUUCAACUCCUGUUAUAAUUCAUGAUGCUUUUCAACCUGCAGGAUAUUGGGAUAAUACAUUACAAGUUAGUCAAGGAGCUUGGAGUGUUGUAGUUGAUCAUCAUCAUUAUCAAGUAUUUUCGCCAGGUGAAUUAGAAAGAGAUAUAAAUGAUCAUGUUUCAGUUGCAUGUAAUUGGGGUUGGGAUGCUAAAAAGGAAUCACAUUGGUCAAUUGUUGGUGAAUGGUCUGCAGCAUUAACUGAUUGUGCUACAUGGCUUAAUGGGGUUGGAAGAGGUGCAAGAUAUGAAGGUCAAUAUGAUAAUUCACCAUGGAUUGGUUCAUGUUCAGAUAUAAAUAUUGAAGAUAUUAGAAAUUGGCCAUCAGAUUAUAAAACUAAUGUACGUAAAUAUAUUGAAGCUCAAUUAGAUGCUUUUGAAUUUAAUGGUGGUUGGAUUUUUUGGAAUUGGAAAACUGAAACUGCUGGUGAAUGGGAUUUUCAAAAAUUAACUGCUGCUGGAUUAUUUCCUCAACCUUUAAAUAAUAGGCAAUUUCCGAAUCAAUGUGGAUUUCAUUAA